Pelmatolapia mariae (spotted tilapia) is the source of this 6019-nucleotide messenger RNA. RefSeq names its product STAG2 cohesin complex component b (gene stag2b). Lineage: Eukaryota; Metazoa; Chordata; Actinopteri; Cichliformes; Cichlidae. Gene Ontology annotation, molecular function: chromatin binding. Gene Ontology annotation, cellular component: chromatin; nucleus; cohesin complex. The coding region runs from base 275 to 4090 and encodes 1271 amino acids. The record is from RefSeq and is a predicted model, not a curated record. The transcript is spliced from 34 exons. Gene Ontology annotation, biological process: sister chromatid cohesion.
CAGGAUUUCCUCCUCCCAGGUCGUCGAAACAACAAACCGAACUACGGAGCAAGCGGGGUGAGAGAACGUCCGAAACCGCCUCUGACCGCGACUUUUAAACUCUUUUUACAGAAUUGUGGCGGAAUUCAGACGGAGGCUGUAUACGAGUAGUAAAAGUUACGAUUGUACCGGGACUACAUUUCACAACAAGGUCACAUGCAACGUCUCCUGCCUUGUAUUUUGUGAGGAUUAUAAGCCAGUCGUAAGUUAAAGUUAUCCAGAAGAUGUUGCAACAAUGAUAGCACCAGAAAUACCAUCAGAGUUCGCCUAUACUCAGGAUACAGACACUCGAUUCUCCUCAGACACAGACUUCUCUGAGGAUCCUGAUGGAAGGAGUGCAAAUUCAGCUAAAGGAAAGGGUGGAAAGAAGGGGAAGAAGGCAGCAGGGGAGAAAGGAAAAGGAGGGAAGGGAGCAGGCCGUAUAAAUGGCCACCACCAAGAGAAUGGCAUGGAAAACAUGAUGCUGUUUGAGGUUGUGAAGCUGGGAAGGAGUGCAAUGCAGUCUGUUGUUGAUGACUGGAUUGAAUCUUACAAACAUGACAGAGAUGUUGCACUGUUGGAUCUCAUCAAUUUCUUCAUCCAGUGCUCAGGAUGCAAAGGUGUGGUUACUGGAGAAAUGUUUCGCAACAUGCAGAACUCUGAGAUCAUCCGACGGAUGACAGAGGAAUUUGAUGAGGACAGCGGUGACUACCCUCUAACCAUAGCCGGGCCCCAGUGGAAGAAGUUCAAAACAAGUUUUUGUGAAUUCAUUUCGGUGCUAGUGCGCCAGUGUCAAUACAGUAUCAUCUAUGAUGAGUAUAUGAUGGACACAGUCAUCUCCCUUCUCACCGGACUAUCGGAUUCCCAAGUCCGAGCCUUCAGACACACCUCAACACUGGCAGCCAUGAAGCUGAUGACAGCCCUGGUGAAUGUAGCUCUAAACUUGAGCAUCAACAUGGACAACACCCAGCGCCAGUAUGAGGCAGAGAGAAAUAAAAUGGUCGCUAAAAGGGCAAAUGACAGGCUGGAGCUGCUGUUGCAAAAACGUAAAGAGCUCCAGGAAAAUCAGGACGAGAUUGAAAACAUGAUGAAUGCAAUAUUCAAAGGAGUGUUUGUUCACAGAUAUCGGGAUUCAAUAGCAGAAAUCAGGGCGAUCUGUAUAGAAGAGAUUGGAGUGUGGAUGAAACUCUAUAGUGAUGCCUUCCUCAACGACAGCUAUCUGAAGUAUGUGGGAUGGACGAUGCACGAUAAGCAAGGUGAAGUACGUCUAAAGUGUCUCACAGCACUGCAGGGCCUCUAUUACAACAGAGAACUCAAUGCCAGACUGGAGCUCUUCACCAGUCGCUUUAAGGACCGCAUCGUCUCUAUGACUCUUGACAAAGAAUACGAUGUAGCAGUACAAGCUAUUAAGCUACUUACUCUUGUCUUGAAUAGUACAGAUGAGGUGUUGACUCCUGAGGACUGUGAAAGUGUCUAUCACUUGGUGUACUCGGCACACAGGCCGGUCGCAGUUGCAGCUGGAGAAUUCCUUUUUAAGAAAUUGUUCAGCCACCGAGAACCGGAAGAUGAAGGUGCCCCCAAAAGGAGAGGCAGACAAAGCCCCAAUGCCAACCUCAUUAAGACCACUGUCUUUUUCUUCCUGGAGAGUGAGCUCCACGAGCAUGCGGCUUACCUAGUGGACUCACUCUGGGAAUGUGGUGCAGAGCUACUGAAAGACUGGGAGUGUAUGAUCAGCUUACUGCUAGAUGACCCGUUGCCAGGAGAGGAAGCUCUUACAGACAGACAAGAGACGGCUUUGAUUGAAAUCAUGCUGUGCACUGUACGCCAGGCUGCUGAGUGCCACCCACCUGUUGGAAGAGGAACAGGGAAGAGGGUGAUGACGGCUAAAGAGAAGAAGACUCAGCUGGAUGACAGAACCAAAAUAACAGAGCUGUUUGCUGUGGCUUUGCCCCCUCUACUGGCAAAGUAUGCCGUGGAUGCAGAGAAGGUGACUAACUUGUUGCAGCUUCCGCAAUUCUUUGACCUGGAAAUUUAUACCACAGGGCGUCUGGAGAAGCACCUGGAAUCCCUGCUACGUCAGAUCAAAGAAAUUGUCGAGAAGCACACAGACACUGAGGUUUUAGAGUCCUGCUCUAAGACUUACCACGCCCUCUGCAAUGAGGAAUUCACAAUCUUUAACAGGGUGGACAUAGCCCGUUCCCAGCUGCUGGAUGAGCUGGUGGACAAAUUUAACAGGCUAUUGGAGGACUUUUUACAAGAGGGUGAAGAUGCUGAUGAAGAUGAUGCUUAUCAGGUUUUGUCAACUCUAAAGAGGAUCACAGCUUUUCACAAUGCACAUGACCUCUCGGGAUGGGACCUUUUUACCAGCAACUUCAAGCUGCUCAAUACUGGCAUAGAGAACGGGGACAUGCCUGAGCAGAUAGUCAUCCAUUCACUGCAAUGUACCCACUACGUGAUACUGUGGCACCUCGCCAAGUUAUCUGAGGGCAGCUCCAGAAAGGAUGAUCUGGUGACCCUGAGGAAGCAGAUGAGGGCAUUCUGUAUGAUGUGUCAGCGCUACCUCACCAACGUUAACACAGCUGUCAAAGAGCAGGCGUUCACCAUCCUGUGUGAUCUCCUGCUCAUCUUUAGCCACCAGAUGGUGUCCGGAGGCAGAGAACACCUGGAGCCCCUGGUCUAUUCUCCAGAGGACUCACUGCAGUCUGAACUGCUCUCGUUCAUCAUGAACCAUGUCUUCAUAGACCAGGAUGAUGACACAAAUAGCACAGAUGGGCAACAAGACGACGAGGCAGUAAAGAUCGAAGCUCUGCACAAGAGAAGAAACCUCCUGGCUGCCUAUUGUAAACUCAUUAUCUACUGUGUGGUAGAAAUGAGGACUGGAGCUGAUAUCUUUAAACAGUACAUGAGGUAUUACAAUGAUUACGGUGAUAUCAUCAAGGAGACUAUGAGUAAGACUCGGCAAAUUGACAAGAUUCAGUGUGCCAAGACGCUCAUCCUCAGUUUGCAGCAGUUAUUUAUUGAAAUGGUGACUGAACUGGGUCAUGGCUUUGAUCGCUCCUCCUCGGCAUUCUGUGGAAUCAAGGAGUUGGCACGUCGUUUUUCUCUAACUUUCGGUCUCGAUCAAGUCAAAACCAGAGAUGCCAUUGCCAUGCUGCACAAGGAUGGUAUCGAGUUUGCAUUUAAGGAGCCUAGUCCCCAAGGAGAAGGAGGCCCCCCACGCAACCUGGCUUUCUUGGACAUCCUCAGCGAGUUCUCCUCCAAGCUUAUGAGACAAGACAAGAGGACUGUCCACAUGUACCUGGAGCGAUUCAUGACGUUCCAGAUGGCGCUGCAGCGAGAGGACUGCUGGCUUCCUCUCAUCUCCUACAGGAAUUCCCUACAGGCUGGGGGUGAUGAUGAUACCAUGUCUGUGAUGAGUGGCUACUCCAGCAGAGGCUCUUCCGUUCGCUCCAAGAAGACUAAGCCUCCUGUUGUUACAGCUGGAACUUCAGCAGCCAAGAGGAAGUUGCCAGAAGAGGAGAGCAGCAGCAGCAGUGAAGUCUGGCAGCAGAGCAUGCAGACUCCAGUCAUGAUGCCAUCUCCCCAUCUCACCUCCACUGCCAUGCGGGACCCUAAGAGGGCGCGUGAUGACAGCUUCAUGGGGGUCUACCCCCUCCCUCACGACCAGCAGCAGCCCCACCAACACCCGCAGCACCAUCAACAGACGCCCCAGCACCACCAGGCGCCCAUGGAUUACAAUUCCCAGGUGACGUGGAUGCUGGCUCAAAGACAGCAAGAGGAGGCACGCCAGCAAGAAAGAGCCAUGAAUUAUGCCAAGCUCAGGACCAAUCUGCAGCAUGCUAUCAGUCGUCGCGGCACUGGGCUCAUGGAAGAAGACGAAGAGCCGAUUGUGGAGGAUGUGAUGAUGUCAUCAGAAGGCCGUAUGGAUGACCUCAAUGAAGGCAUGGACUUUGACACCAUGGACAUUGAUCUGCCACCCUCCAAGAACCGCCGUGAGAGGUCUGAGCUCAAGCCCGAUUACUUUGACCCUUCUAUCAUGGAUGAAUCGAUGCUUGGGGUGUCCAUGUUUUAAGCUAAUAUCCAGAUGAUUUUGACGCUGGGAUGAGAGAAGAGGCGCUUUGUAUUUAAAGAGAAUUUUAGAAGCGAAAACAGAAGUGUUUUCUGUAAGAAAAGGCAAAAAUGAAAAAAAAAAAAAAAAAAAAAGGAAAGAAAAAAUCUGGCUUGUACUUUACGUGGACCAAUGACAACCCACACUCAGUGUUGCUUGCUCAGAGAGGACUUUGUUUCAAAUAUUUACUUUUAUAAUCUUGGGUAAGCUCUUCCUGUUCAGAAAUAGCGUAACAGGCCACUUCCAAACCUAUUAGAGAUGAGACAUGUCUGAAGAAAAAUCAGUAAUAGCUUUUUGUUUUCCUUUUUUUUUCUCUUUCUUUUUUUUAAUGGGGAUGAAAUGGUGUGUUUAACUUAAGAAACAUUUUUGUUUAUGUCUAACCCUUUUUACAAUUGUAGUAAGUUACCAGGUGUGAAGUAGUAAUUUAUAAACGGACUGUAGUAGCUUGCUUGUACUGUGUUAGCCAAGUGGAUGGAGGUCUUUAUGUUUCUGUGCUUUUUUUUUUUUUUUUUUCCUUCUUUUUUUCCCCCUUCCUCCCUUUUAUCUGUUUCUUCUUCCUGUUGUUGGCCCUGAGUUGAGGUCCUAAUAACCACUGGUGGUUAAGAUGGUGAGAUGUCAUGUAGAAACAGUUAAGAUCCCUUUAUGCUGUGAAGAUUCCUAUAGAGUCCACUGAACGCUCCACGCUGUAAGUCCCAGAGCUUACCCCAGGAUUUGAAUCACUCCUUAACCACCAUCUUACCAGAUACAUAUGUACACCUUUCCCCCUCAAAAUGAGCUUUUUUUUCUUCUUCUUUUUUUUUUUUUUUUAAAUCCCAGUAGUACCACUGUGUGGGCUCUGGGGGAUAACGGCUCGGUCAAAGAAAAUCACCUUUUUUCUCUUUAAAAUCCAGCAGCAUAAUGUUGAAAUGGGUAUCUCUACAUUUUAAAUAAAAGUUAUAUAUGAAUCGGUGCUGAUUUUAUAUAUGUGCUUUUGGUUUAUUAUUUUCUUAUUUUCAACUUUUCAACCUUCAGUCACAAAGUGAGAAAUGUGUAAGUAAAACUUAAAAAAAAAAGAAAGCAUGUAAAGCCAUGCAUCAAGGAAGAUUUUUAAAUUUGUAUUUUUAUGUUUUGUUCUUUUAUUUUUUUUUCUCUUUGUCUUGAUAAUGUCUUCGGGUUUCUACCUUUUUUCCUACAUGUAAAUUAGUUUGGAUAAAACUAAUGAAAAGACUUGUGAAAUUCAGCUUUAAGGUUUUCUCAACAUUAAAAAAAGAGUCCGGUCACAAAAUACUUCUAGAUUUCAAAUGUUAAAACUGUAAGGUAGUCAUUCAGCCAAUACUGAAGAUGAAAGUUAUUCAGCAGCGCUGUGGCAGCUAGACAAAGCUUAGAUUUUGACAUGUAUUUGUCACACACAAGUUUUAAUGAAAUGUUUUGUCUACUGAGGUUUUUAUUUUGUAGUCAUUCCAUGCUUAAGCCUUAAACAUGCUUGUGGAGGUCACAUUUUCUCACAGUAAUCUUCCAUGUCAGAGGAUCAGUCAUGUUUAAAGGUGGAUAAUUGGCUUCUUAGAACAUGAAAUAUGAGGUGGUCAGAUGUAAUGUGAUAAAGUAGAUAAACAGCCUAUAUGUGUUUUGCCUAAUUAUUUUAUGUAAGUAAAAAAGAAAAAUUCUUUUAAGGAAAAAAGUACUGUUUAUUGUUUGUUACUUACCACUACAUCGGUAUAAAUUCUUAUUAGAUCAUGUGUAUAUAUACAAAAUUUUAUUUCUUUCCUUCAUUUUGGCCAUGUCUGUGUUUUAUUUUGUCAGCACUCUUGCCUACACUCUGAGUUGUCUAUUAUCCCAUCCUCUUUCAGUCACUCUGUUUUCUGAUUUGUACUUGUCUGGAGACAGUAACUUUUGAAUAAAAAUCAACACAUUUCA